UUGAUAUGAAGGUUUGCUUUCGAAGUGCAUAUUGCGCUGGCACUCAACUUUUUUCGCCUUUGCCAUAAAUAGAUAUCAAAUGCCAUAAAAAGAUAUCUAAUGUCAUAAAACUUGACAGACUGAUAUUACAAGAAAACACUCCAAAUUGAGUUCGAAAGAUGAAUGAUAAGCAUUAGUUCCUUGUCACUAGAGCACAGUAAGACAUGAAAUAGAACAGCGAUCUCCAAGACUCAAAAAUGCCCAGUGGUGCAGGAUUUUAUGGUUCACAAGUCGCAAAAAACUCCUCACAACCCGAAAUUACCGUCAUCGUAAACUGUGCUUUAAAUGUCCCAUUGAUGAUUCUCUCCAUAUUUGGCAACGCAUUGGUACUCGUUGCUAUCUUGAAAACACCGUCACUUCGUUCAUCGUCCAUUUUGCUUCUCUGUAGCCUGGCGGUUUCCGAUCUCUUAGUUGGCACGUUAAUUCAACCUCUUUAUAUAGCAUCUGUACUCACAAGGAAAGAGCUUUUGGAUAGUCUGUGGUUCACGGUGUCCUUUGCCGCAUGUGGGAUUUCUCUUUGCACCAUAACGACCAUCAGUGUGGACCGAUUUUUGGCCCUUCACUUCCAUAUGCGUUAUCCAUCUCUUGUAACAAAGUCUAGAACUGUACACGCGAUAGCAAUAAUUUGGUUUUUAAUAUUCCUUCUUUCAGGUGUUUAUUAUUUAAAUCCACUAGUGUAUUUCUUCCUCAUAGCUCUUGGUGUGGGAUUAUUUUUAUUGAUAUCAAUUGUCGCCUACAUUGGGAUCUAUAGAAUAGUCAAACGUCAAAAACUUCAGAUCAGUACUCUACAGCAAGCGGUGCAAGCUUCAACCACAGAAAAUCUCUCUAACUUCAAACAGCUGAAGACCAGCGCGUUAAAUUCGUUCGUGUUCUUUAUCGUCAUGGUUGUUUUUUAUAUGCCAAUGUCUAUUGCUAUGACCUUGUAUCUCGUAACUGAAAACUGGGAUAGUGCUUGGGGUUUCGCAACGACUGCAGUUUUCAUGAAUUCGUCUAUUAACCCGGUUUUGUUCUGCUGGCGAAUUGGCACGUUACGUAAAGCAGUGACAAAAACAGUGCAGAAGAUAUUGGGUAAACAGUCCUAAAACGGAAGAAUUAAAACAGUUCAAUCCUCAUAAGAGUAAAUUAUUUAAGUCCCUGUACAUCAAGAUAACGUACUCUGAAUAGAAGGAACACUGAAAUUAUACUUUGGAAACAAAGACAAACAUCAAAGAGUUAUUCAUGAACCGCUAAGGGCGAUAAUGGUCGAGGGGACAGUUCGAUCCCCACAUGGAGACAUGUUGUAAAAUAAAAAAGGGUUGUAAAAUAAGAAAGGGUCACGGCAUCUGGUUAUAGAUAGACGGUCGAUAAUGAUAGACGGUCGAGUAUUUUCCAUUCAUUUAUACCCUAAACACUUAG
Molecule: messenger RNA, 1434 nt
Organism: Stylophora pistillata
Lineage: Eukaryota; Metazoa; Cnidaria; Anthozoa; Scleractinia; Pocilloporidae
Product: alpha-2B adrenergic receptor-like
Biological process (GO): G protein-coupled receptor signaling pathway
Cellular component (GO): membrane
Molecular function (GO): G protein-coupled receptor activity
Source: RefSeq, a predicted model, not a curated record